UGUCGCUUUAAAAGUGAGGUUAUAACAACUAAAAUGUUUCAUUUAUCAAAAAUUAUACCAAAAAUAUCUUUAAUAGAACAUUCUGUAUCUUUACAAAUCGUAAGAUAUAAAAGAAAACCUAUAGGGGCCCCUAAAGCAAAAAGUAAAUUAUAUAAAGUUCCGGAAAAACCACAACUUCCCAAGGAUGAACUCGAAGAAUUAAGACGAAUAAAUAACAAUUAUAAAAAUCACAUGAAAUCAAUAAAAAGAUUUUUGGUAGCAAACUAUGCUAGUAAGGAAAAACUAGAUGAUACAGAUCAUAAAAAUAAAGUGGCUUACGAAGACUAUGAAAUUUGUGCUAAAAUAAAUGACGAAUGGAAUGCAAAGGUUGGCGUUGAACGAGAAAAAUUCUUUGAGGGUCUUUUAAAUAAAGAUAUUGAAGUAGCGAAAAAGAAAUUGGAAUUUCAACAAUUUAAGAAGGUUUUGGAUUUAGAGGAGGCGGAGAAAAUUGUGAGAGAAGUUAAAGAGGAAGCAAAAGGGUUUAUUACCGCUGAAAAUAUUGAUGAGGCUAUUGAAAAGGCUUUGUCUAAUCCUGUUGAUCAUAAUUUUUCAAUUGAUUUAGAAGGAAAUCGGUUUUACGGUAGAGAAAGUGUACCUGAAAUGAUUAAAAAAUGAUUUAAAAAAUAAUUACAAAAUAAAAAUUAAAACAAUUC
Molecule: messenger RNA, 692 nt
Organism: Onthophagus taurus
Lineage: Eukaryota; Metazoa; Arthropoda; Insecta; Coleoptera; Scarabaeidae
Gene: mRpS26
Product: mitochondrial ribosomal protein S26
Cellular component (GO): mitochondrial small ribosomal subunit
Source: RefSeq, a predicted model, not a curated record